Messenger RNA from Sitophilus oryzae (rice weevil), 992 nucleotides. RefSeq names its product fibrinogen silencer-binding protein-like. NCBI's taxonomy places the organism in Eukaryota, Metazoa, Arthropoda, Insecta, Coleoptera, Curculionidae. The transcript is spliced from 5 exons. The record is from RefSeq and is a predicted model, not a curated record. The coding region runs from base 91 to 912 and encodes 273 amino acids.
UGUUAUCUUUUCGGUACCGAUGGUUUUGGAAAGUGCAUAGUUGUUUAGAAUAAAGUUAACAGUUCGGGCCGCUUGCAAAUACGUUUAAAAAUGGCAAUUAAAUAUUCCGUGGCAGACAAAGAACUUUUUAUUCAAAUUAUAGGGAAUUACCCCAUACUGGAAAAUAAGAGGACAGACGCUAAUCAUAUCGAAAAAAAAAGAAAUGCUUGGGAGAAAAUUACUGUGGAUUUCAAUGCUGCAACAUCUGAGAAGAGAACAAUGACCCAAUUAAAAAGGCUAUGGGACAAAAUGAAGAGAGCGAGAAAGGCUGAGCUAGCCCAGGAGAGACGGGAUCUGUUGGCAACAGGUGGUGGACCGCCCCCUGUUCCACCACCACCUCAACCAGUUAUUGAUGAUUUGGUUCCGCAUAUUGCAUUUGAAGUAGACGUUACAGAUGAUUCCGAUGGAGUUAACUUAAAUAAAAUAGAAGAUAUGCACCCACUUGGAACUGCAGUUGACUCAUCCUCGGGUCAAAAUACAUCGCCACUUCCACCAGUGAUUGUUAUGGAGCAAGGUAUGCAACCAUCUGGAACAGCAUUUGCCUCAUCCUCGAGUCAAACUACACCGCGGCUCCCACCAGUGAUUGUUCUUGAGCAAGACAAACCUUGUGUAUCUACUUCUAUGAGGAAAGUAUCCCCAGUUUCUUCACAAGGAAUUAAAAGAUUAGGAAAAACAAUUCCAAGAGAAGAAAUUAAAAAUAAACAGAUUACAGAACUUACUGAAGCGAGGCUGGCAUUAAUAAAAAAAGAAGAACAACAGAUGGACGAACUGCAUAAAAUCCGGCUAGAAGAAGCUAUUUAUAGAAAAGAAGCGGCCAGAUUGCAGAUGCUUCAGGAAGAAUUGAAGUUAAAACAGUUGCAAAAUGAGAAUUAGACAAAUUAUUAUGUGUUAAUCGCGAAGUGUAUACGUGAAAAACUUGACUGUGUUUACGCAAAAUAAAUCCCUUUAGCAAU